UCUUUUUUUCUCUGUGAUCAUCAUUUUGCCAUCAAUUUCUGGGUGGAGGCCAGAGACACCAUGGUUUCAGAGAAUGAUGAGAUGCCUAUUGGGUGGCCAUUCGGCCUUGGCUAUUUGAAUAUGAGACUUAGAGUUGCAGAAUCACUACCAGCUGCUCCAGUAGAGUCAUACUCACUGCACAUGCCAUCCAUCAGUUUUUCCUCAUUUUCUUCUUCCAACCUUGAUACUGAGUCCACGGCAUCUUUCUUUGAAGAACACCGCGUAUCCCUUGGUCGUCUUAUUGGAAUUAGACCAGGUGGAAGGGGACGCUUGUACUUCCCAAACUCGUUAAGAUUUGAAGAAAGGGAGAAGAAAACAAUAGAAAAAGGUACAUGUUCUGAUGCCCCUGAAGUACAAGAAAUGGAUAUGUCUCGUGGUAUUUGCAUACCAACAUUACUUGAUGCCCUGCUAAAGAUUAGCAAAAGUAAGAAAAGUUCAAGGAACUAGCAUAAGAUGUUGUGAUGCAUCGAAUUUUCGGUUCAAUUCUGUCUGUUGCUCCUAGACAAAAUUAACAAAUGGUUUUUAUGUGAUU
Messenger RNA from Gastrolobium bilobum, 571 nucleotides. RefSeq lists its product as uncharacterized. Lineage: Eukaryota; Viridiplantae; Streptophyta; Magnoliopsida; Fabales; Fabaceae. The transcript has 3 exons. The record is from RefSeq and is a predicted model, not a curated record. Bases 61 to 486 code for a protein of 141 amino acids.